AUGUGUAAAGGGGCUGAUGGAUUAGCGGAAAUAGAUGAUAGAUGGUUGCUGGUAGGACAUUUUUUGACCAAUCGAUCCAUUGAUUUUCAGGCUAAGCAAAAUAAAUUCGCCACUCUUUGGCAGCCGGGAAGAGUUGAUAUAGAACGAGUUAUAAAGGGGAGUCCUUGGACGUUUAAUCGUGCACCUCUAAUCUUUGAAUGGGUGAAACAUGGAGAGAAUCCUAGAAAUAUACCAUUGCUGAAACUAGAAUUAUGGGUGCAACUACACAACAUGACAGUGGGCUUUAUGUCAGAACGAGUGAUUCAAGGGGUGGGAAACUACAUUGGAGCCUUUGUUAAGUCUGACCCUAACAAUUUCUCCGGUGUUUGGCGUGACUAUUUGCUUCCGAAAGAACAACUUGUCCAUGAGUACAGUCUUGAUUUGAAGGCUGCCCCAAGACGAAGGAACUAUGCUGAUGGUUCACGGUGGUUACGAUCAGGUCUUGCAGUGAAGAAUAGAACAGAUGAUCGCUCAGAAGCAAGCAGUUCCAGAGAUGGUCGCCGGAGUGAUCAAGGUGCACCAGUCACGGGAAGGCAGAGAACUAUGAUUGCCGAAAAUUGGGGACCCCCAUUAUUACACCCUGAUUCUCGUGUUACUAAUGAAGAACCAGCUAUGAGGAGAGUUGACAAUAUUAAUGGAGGAGCAAUCAAUAAGGAUCAAUCCCUGAUUUUAGGGAGGGAAAAUGAGAAAGUGAUACAGGGGCUAGCCGAACUUGAUUUGAAUAUUGGGUUGACUUUUAUUGAUAAUAAAAGGAGAAGAAUGGGCUUAGAAAAAGAUGUUGGGUUUAAUGAAAUUCAGCAUUUGGAGUUGGGUCAUGAGAUAAGUAUUCCUAAUGAGGGGGUACACAAUAUGGACAUUUCAAAUUUAGAAGACAAUGUUAACGGAGCCCAGUAUGAAAAUUCAAAAAACUUGAUGGAGGCUUUGGAUUUUGAUGGUGUCUUUGUAGUGGAUGCUAAUGGGGCUUCGGGUGGUAUUGCAAUGCUGUGGAAAAAUAAUGAUUCAGGCACUUUGUUGGGUUAUUCUAAGAAUCACAUUGACUUGCAAGUUUCAAUAUCCCCUACUUCUCCAACUUGGCGUCUUACCGGUGUUUAUGGAGAGCCCAACCGUAAUAGAAGAAGCGAUUCAUGGACACUUCUUCGAAGUUUAAAGGACCGUUCACCACUUCCUUGGUGUGUUAUAGAAGACAUUAACAACAUUGUUCGUCAAGAGGAUAAGAGAGGAGAGCGCCCAUAUCCCCAAUGGUUGUUAACUGGGUUUCAACAAAAUUUGCUUCAUUGUGGCUUGGAUGAUCUCGAGCUGCAAGGCCACCAAUACACUUGGGAAAAAGGAAGAGAGACUAAUGCUUGGAUUGAGGUAUGUCUUGAUAGAACUCUUGUUUCCACAACUUGGAAUCAAUUAUUUCAAUCAGCUAGUCUUUCUAAUAUGGGUUUUGCUACUUCGGAUCACUCUCCUUUGUUUCUUGAACCGAUUGUGGUGAAUAACUUUACUCCUAGUCGUAGAUUUCGUUUUGAAAAUUCUUGGUUAAAGGAGCCAUUUUGCUUUGAAAUUGUUUGUGAUGUUUGGUCCCAGGAACAACAUAUCAGCAUUUCUAGUAAAAUUAAAAUAUGUGCUGAGAAGUUAUCUGUGUGGGGCAAGGAGCUAAUUGGUACUCUAAAUCAUUGUAUUAAGAGCUAUAAGGCGGACUUGAAGAAACUUCAUGGUUUGAGGGAUACUGUUUUCGUUCAAAGAUAUGCCGAAAUCAAGAAGAAACUCUAUGAUGCGUUUGAUCAAAGGGAGAGUUUUUGGAAGCAACGGGCUAAACAGUUCUGGUUAAAGGAGGGGGAUCAUAAUAGCAGUUAUUUCCAUGAGGUUGCUAGUAGUAGGAAAAAAAAACAAUCAGCUUACCCAACUGAGAGAUACACAAGUGUGGUGACUGAUUUGAUGAAUUCAGAACUGUGUCAACCAGUUGAGGAGGAAGAGGUUCGAAAAGUAGUCUUCCAAAUGUAUCUUGAUAAGAAUGGGUUCCUUGCCGAUGGGUGUGGUGAUGCUAAUGUAGUGCUUAUUCCAAAGAAGAGAAACUUGGAACGUAUGCCGGAUCUUCAUCCUAUUGCCUUAUGCAAUGUCUUGUUCAAGAUUAUAACAAAAGUCGUGGAAGCGAAAGGGAAAGAAGGUUUUAUGGCUCUAAAAUUGGAUAUGAGCAAAGCAUAUAAUCUCAUUGAGUGGGACUUUCUUGAGGCAAUGUUACGGAAGUUAGGCUUUGUUGAAAAUUGGAUUAAGCUCAUUAUGAAAUGUGUCAAGUCUGCAAAAUACUGUGUUACUCAUGGUAAUAAUGAAGUUGGCCCAAUUCUUCCAACAAGAGUGGCCAAUGGUGCUCCUAGAGUAUCUCAUAUGUUGUUUGCUGACGAUAGCUACCUUUACUGUAAGGCUACAAAAGCUGAAGCUCGGCAAAUCCAAGAAGUAUUAAGUAAAUUUGAAUUUGCCUCGGGUCAAAAGGUGAAUUUCUCCAAAUCUUCUAUCUUUUUUAGCGCUAAUACCCUGAGUUCCAUGAAAGAUAGAAUAAACUCUAUCUUGGGGAUGACCACGGCUGAUGAAAAUAGUCUAUAUUUGGGUUUGCCUAGUUCGAUGGGGAGGAAUAAAUCAGUUGCCUUGGGUUUCUUGAAAAACAAAGUGAAGAAUAGACUUGGCUAUGGUACAAAGUUUCUAUCACGAGCAGGCAAAGAGAUAUUAAUAAAAACGGUGGCACAAGCACUCCCAAGCUAUGCUAUGAGUGUUUUCUUGAUUCCACAAGAAGUCAUAAAAGAUAUGGAAGGAUUGAUGUCAAAGUUUUGGUGGCAAUCUUCAAGUAACUCUCCUAAAGGUUGGAGGUUUCUUACACAACUGGAGACACUUGUCUCAAAAAUCUUUAAGGCAAGUGUUCUUGAAGCUCGUCAACUGGUGAUUAAAGGUGUUCGUUGGACUGUGGGAGAUGGUACUUCUAUCUCGGUUUUGGGUGAACCUUGGUUACCUGAUGCCCAGGACCCGUUUCAUAGUCACGGGCAAGAGAAACUCACUUGGAUUGGUGAAGUUUCGGGUUUAUUCAUAGUGAAAAGUGCAUAUAAAAUGAUUCAAGAAAUGAUUGGGGAGAAUACUCAAGAUACAGCAGCUCUUGAAGCCUAUUGGAAGAAAUUUUGGGCAUUGAAGCUCCCCUCGAAAAUGAAAAAUCUGUUUGCAAUAGUCAUGAGGAGACCAUUUAACAUGCUCUUGUGGAGUGUCCAGCCGCUCAACUCUGCUGGAAUAGAGAAGGCAUAG
Molecule: messenger RNA, 3306 nt
Organism: Cannabis sativa
Lineage: Eukaryota; Viridiplantae; Streptophyta; Magnoliopsida; Rosales; Cannabaceae
Exons: 13
Coding region: 1-3306 (1101 amino acids)
Source: RefSeq, a predicted model, not a curated record